Caretta caretta (loggerhead turtle) is the source of this 504-nucleotide messenger RNA. RefSeq names its product interleukin 26 (gene IL26). The record is from RefSeq and is a predicted model, not a curated record. NCBI's taxonomy places the organism in Eukaryota, Metazoa, Chordata, Testudines, Cheloniidae.
AUGAGACCGUAUUCUCUUUUCAGGUCUGGUCUUCUUUUAGUUCUACUGUGUCUUUUCAUUGCUGAAGGCAAAAAGGCAUCCUCAGGCUGUCGAAAAGGAAUGAUCUCCAAAGUGACAGAGAACCUAUAUGUCAAGGCAACUACUUUCAAAGCAUCUAUUCCAAAAGAUCUCAUCAAGAACAGAAGAUUGUUAAAAAAGACAACCAAAAAUUUGUUUAUGAAAAAUUGCAGCGUUCGAGAUCAGCUUCUCUCAUUCUAUGUGAAAAAUGUUUUUGGAGGUCUUGAUUUUGGAAGUGAAAAAGUCUACCUGGCUAGCGCCUUUCAGGCCCUGCAGGAGAACCUAAACAACUGUCUACCUUGUGCUCCAUCCACUAGAAUAACUACGGCUGUCAAAAAAAUAAAGAAAACAUUUGAUAAGCUUGGAGAAAAGGGCAUCUACAAAGCCAUCAGUGAACUUGAUAUUCUCCUUCCCUGGAUUCAGACUUACAUAGAAACCAUCAAAUAA